AUGGAGGAUUCUGAAAAAUACGACAAAUCCACAGAGGUGGAUACUGGGAAGCACCAGCAAGAUGAAGAAAAACCUGAAACAGAAACCAAGGAUGUAGAAGAAUUAGUCAAUGAAAACGACAAGAAAAAUAAUGAUCCAGUAACAAUACUUAGUGUAGAAGUAUUGGCAACAGGUACAAAUCAAAGUGAGACUGGGUCAGAGCAUAUGUCUGAUGCUCAAACAAAUGAUGAAUCGGUUGUGCCAUGUGGUGAUGCCAAUGAUACUACUGAAACACGUGAAAAUGAAGUAGUUCCUCAAGACACAGGUGACAAAAAAGAAGAAAAUGUGGAUAUCCAACCUGAAAACAUGGAAGAGGAUACAGUGCAAGAUUCCACAGAAAAUUCCACAUGCAAAACUGAUGAAGAUAUAAAUUCUUCCACUCCAAGCACCAAUGAAACUAUCAAUGAACAUGUGGAGGAUGGCGCUUUACAAUCAACAGAAACUAAACAUUUGGAAGCAAAUUCUGCUACAGUAUCUACCACGGGUUUAAGCCUGCUAGCUCAAUAUGCCUCUGGUAAUGAAGACUCCGAUUCAGAAUCUGUUGUAGAAGUCCCCCUGCCGGCAAAUCAGGACUAUCGCAAUAAAGUUGUUGAAAUUGAUUCUGAUAGUGAUUCAGAUUCCAGCAGCAGUGAUUCCGAUGUAGAAUGUUUAGAUAAUUUACGUAAGAAAAUUGAAAAACGUAUGGAAGUCGAUGAGGAUGACGACGAAGAUGAGGAUGAUGAAAACGGCAAAGGCGAAAGAAGAAAACCAAAACAAAAAAUAAAAGCUAAGGGAGAAUUGCUGUUGGAGGAUUUGCCACCCAUACACGAAUUACACAUUACCGUACCCGAAGAUGAAUGCAUAGAAUUGGGAAAGAUACACUCAAUUGUUGAUCAAUUGGUAUUGGUUAGUGCUUUGCCGAAUUCUGUACUCUUGGAUUUGGAUACUGUGUUAUUUUUGGACAAAGGACAACGUGUAUUGGGCGAAGUGUUUGAUGUAUUGGGCCAGGUGGCCGAUCCCUUGUAUUGUGUACGUUUCAAUACAAACAAGGAUAUCAAUGAGAAAAACAUCAAAGUUGGUGAUACAGUUUAUGUGGCUCCCAAGACACAGUACACACAAUUCAUAAUCUUAUCAAGUUUAAUGAAUAUGAAGGGAUCUGAUGCAUCAUGGGAAAACGAUAUAGAACCACCACCAAGAUUUCUGGACUAUUCGGACGAUGAACAAGAACAGCUGGCCAAAAAGCAGCUUCGUAAUCGUAAUAAACCCACAGAGUGUGAUGAUCCUGAGAAGAAAGCUCGCACAGGCGAUACAGAAGAAGGUGAUGGAGGAAAUGAUGCUACAGCGAAUAGACCCAAAGCUUCCAGACAUCAAAGAAAUCAAAACCAAAGAGGCGGCCGGCCUGGACAAGGGUCGUCGAAUAAUCAAAACUCUUAUAAUCGUCCACCUCGUCAUCAGUCGCCGUAUCAACAACACCAUCAACAACAAAUGAAUCGCCCCAGCAAUCACAAUCCCAGUUCUUGGCAUUCAAAUUAUUAUCCACAACAAUAUCCGGUACCACCACCAAAUUAUGGUUAUGGCCACCACCAGGGUUAUCCACAAAUGCCACCCGUACAACAACAGAAUUAUCCACAACCCAUGUAUCCUAUGCCUCCUAUGGGUUAUCAUGCUCCACCUCCACAUCCUCACAUGAGACCGGUUAUAAAUAAUCCAUCUGGACCUGUUCCUCAGCAACCACAACAAAUGGUGCCGGGUGUCUUUAAUAUGCGUCCACCGACAAUGGGUAAUUUUGAUGGACAUCAUCCACCGCCACCAGGUGCUCAAUAA
Molecule: messenger RNA, 1842 nt
Organism: Musca vetustissima
Lineage: Eukaryota; Metazoa; Arthropoda; Insecta; Diptera; Muscidae
Product: H/ACA ribonucleoprotein complex non-core subunit NAF1
Exons: 2
Coding region: 1-1842 (613 amino acids)
Biological process (GO): ribosome biogenesis; box H/ACA snoRNP assembly; pseudouridine synthesis
Cellular component (GO): sno(s)RNA-containing ribonucleoprotein complex
Molecular function (GO): RNA binding
Source: RefSeq, a predicted model, not a curated record